Molecule: messenger RNA, 1858 nt
Organism: Meloidogyne enterolobii
Lineage: Eukaryota; Metazoa; Nematoda; Chromadorea; Rhabditida; Meloidogynidae
Source: the annotation of a GenBank genome assembly
GAUUAUUAAAUUAUUUAUUUCUUCAAAUAAAACAAUUCCAAUGACCGGAUGGACAAUUAUUUCCGUUUCUCUUUGCUUUCUUUCUAUUGUACCUCUCUUUGUAUUUGUUCUUUGUUGUUCAAAAAGGCGUAAAGGCCGUAUAAUAAAUAAAACAAAAACCAAAAAAGCAACAAAAGUGGCGGGUACAACUCCGAUCGAGAUAAAGGUUGACAGUCAAAUUAAUGUUGAUAUUUCGAAUAUUGAAAUACAACAAGACUUCUCUCAGCAAGAAUCUAGCGAACUUCCGGUAAUCGAGACUUCCUCAAAUCCUUCUGAAAAAAUAAUUGAUGAAACAAAAAGUCAACAUAAACAUCCAAUUCAACCUAGACAAACUUCUCGUUCUGUAAAACAGACUCAUACAAUGUAUAAUAUUGUUGAGGAAAAGGAAGAGGAAAGUAAUGAAGAGAAAAAAGAAAACAAAAAUGAAAGCAAGUCAUCAAAAGUUGAAAAUAAAGACAAAAUUAAAUCGUCUGAAAAUAAAGUCUUGAUUGAAAGUAGUAAUCGUCCUCUUCAAAUUCAAAAGAUUAAUGGAGAAGACAAACCAUCUGAAUCUUCUGAAACAGAGAAGGAAGAGAAUAAUAAUGAGGAAGAAAAUAAAGAAAAUAUAAACAACAAAAACGAACAAGAUUGGGGGGAUUCUGAUGAAGAUUUUGAUGCAAUUUAUGAUUUGGGGCAUGAUGCUCAUGGUGCAACUCCAAUACAAGAUGAACAUCACGGAAGUGUUUUGAUGCAUUUACUUUCUCAGGUCCGCAUUGGCAUGGAUCUGGGGAAAGUAACUCUUCCAACUUUUAUUCUUGAACGUCGUUCACUUUUGGAAAUGUAUGCAGACUUUUUUGCUCAUCCCGAUUGUUUUAUUGAAGCAACAAAAGAACCAAGUACACCAGAAUCUCGUUUCCUUUGUGUCUUAUUAAAUUACCUUACUUCUUUCUAUCCCGCUCGUAAAAGUGGUAAAGCCAAAAAACCUUAUAACCCCGUUCUUGGAGAAAUAUUUCGAUGUAGAUGGACAAUUCCUGGUACACAACCUUGCAAACAAAAAACAAAAAAUGGCCCAUUCCCCGGAUCAGCAACAAAUCAAGUUACAUUUAUAGCUGAACAAGUAAGUCAUCAUCCCCCAAUCACUGCUUUUUAUGCUGAACAUCCCAAGUCUGAUAUUUCCUUCAAUGCUUAUAUUUAUACAAAAUCGGUUUAUCUUGGACUCUCAAUUGCACUUCAUAAUAUUGGCCAAGGAGUUUUAACUUUACAUCGCUAUGAGGAAAAUUAUUCUAUAACAUUUCCAAGUGCUUAUGGCCGUGCAGUUAUGUCUUCUGCUCCUUGGUUUGAACUUGAAGGAAAAGUAAAAAUUCAUUGUGAAGAAACUCAAUAUAGAGCAGAGAUUGAAUUUCAUGGAAAACCUUUAUUAUUUGGAAAGCCACAUCAAAUAAGUGGAAGUAUUUACCAUGGAAAUAAUUCUAAGAAACCAAUUAUGUAUUUAAAAGGAGAAUGGAAUGGGCAAAUAUUUAUUCGUGAAGGAAAUCGUGGAAAAGAUAGACUUUUUGUGGAUACACGUGCUAAACCAGAUGUUGUAAAAGAAUGUGUGCCUGUAAUGCAACAAGAGGAAAAGGAAAGUCGACGCUUGUGGAGGCAUGUCACUGCAGCACUUUUUCAUAACAAUUUGGAAGUUGCAACAGAAGCAAAACAUUUAGUUGAACAACAACAACGCGAUGAACGUACUCAACGCGAAAAGAAGAAAAUUGCUUGGCAGACCCGUUAUUUUGAAAAAGGAUCUGAUGAAUAUAGUUGGGAUUAUAAAGAACAAUUAAAUCAAAGAGAUACACAAUAG